AAAUACCUCACCACGCUCAAACUGAAAGAAUCUGAGCAGUCAUGGACCUAACCAAUGAUGCUCAUGAGACUGUGAAAACUAACGGCGGAGUUACCACCAACGCUCAGCCAUAUCCAUCACCUGAAGUGCUAUCCGUUGAGAAUAUUACUGUGCAUCCAUGCCAUGACGGCAAAUACAUACAAUACAACAUAUGUGAGAAUAUCUUUGAACUCACAGCUAAGUAUACGCCACCAAUUAUGCUUAUUGGCGGAGGUGCUUAUGGCCUCGUUUGUUCAAUCAUGGACUCAGAAACCAAUGAAAAAGUGGCAAUAAAGAAGAUUGGUCAUGCAUUUGAAAACAAAAUAGAGGCAAAGAGAACUCUCCGUGAAAUCAAGCUUCUGCGUCACUUUGAGCAUGAAAAUAUUGUUGGAAUCAAAGACAUAAUAGUGCCUCCUAAUAGAGAUGCUUUUGAAGAUGUGUACAUAGCAUAUGAGUUUAUGGACAGGGACCUUCAUAACAUCAUAACAUCCGGUCAAGAACUAGACUCACUUCAUUACGAGUUUUUCUUGUACCAACUCCUACGUGGAUUAAAGUACAUUCACUCAGCCAAUGUUUUACAUAGAGAUUUAAAACCAAGCAAUCUCUUAGUGAACACAGACUGUCAACUAAAGAUAUGUGAUUUUGGGCUUACUCCUGAUACUUCAGAGAGUAGUACAAUGACUGAGUAUGUUGUCACAAGGUGGUACAGUGCACCUGAGCUUCUGCUGAGCUCUUCUGUUUACACCUCAGCAAUAGACAUCUGGUCUGUUGGCUGUAUCUUCUUGGAGUUGCUGACUCGCCAACCGAUCUUCCCGGGUAGAGAUCAUGCUCAUCAGAUUCAUCUGAUCUUGGAGCUCCUAGGCUCUCCAUCAGAACAAGAAAUGGUCUCAUUAAGUGAAAAUGCUAAGCUAUACUUAAGGCAGCUUCCUUAUUAUGGUCGCCAAUCUUUCUUUGCGAAAUUCCAAAAUGUACCUUACUUAGCUCUUGACUUGAUCGAGAAGAUGCUAAGGUUUGACCCUAGAGAGAGGAUCUCAGUUGAAGACGCGCUUAAACAUCAAUAUCUCAGUGAGAUGCAUGACAUUGCCGAUGAACCAGUGUGCAUGACACCCUACAACUUCGAUUUAGAGGAACAUCCAUUCACAGAGGAGGAUAUUAAGGAUUUAAUCUACUUUGAAGCCUUAGCUAUCGGCCUUGAAGCAUAA
This is a messenger RNA of Eruca vesicaria subsp. sativa (arugula), 1220 nucleotides long. NCBI's taxonomy places the organism in Eukaryota, Viridiplantae, Streptophyta, Magnoliopsida, Brassicales, Brassicaceae. The record is from the annotation of a GenBank genome assembly.